Messenger RNA from Brassica rapa (field mustard), 1379 nucleotides. RefSeq names its product suppressor protein SRP40. NCBI's taxonomy places the organism in Eukaryota, Viridiplantae, Streptophyta, Magnoliopsida, Brassicales, Brassicaceae. The record is from RefSeq and is a predicted model, not a curated record.
AAUGGAACAAUCUCCUCUUCUCUUCUCCAUUGCCAUUUAUCUCCUUCUUUCCCUCUGCAAACCCUAAUUUUCCCUUGCUCUGUUUUCUUUUUUUCCUGAGAAACUUCAAAGCUCUGAUAAUUCACCUUGGUACAAAAACGCAGAGGUAGAAGAAUCUAAUUGCUUGUUCAUCUGAUACUCUGUUUUCUUUAUAUUAUAUCUCGUUCGUUUGGGUUAUGAUUCUUGUUGUUUCAAUGCUUCGUAAUUUUAAUUCCAUCAAUCACCUUUAUGAUCGACUGAUUUAAAAUGGAGAUGAGUCAGCUCGAUUCCGAUUUGCGUCUCCCUCCUCGAAAACGUUUACUUGCUGGUUACAUGAAACUAAACGGCAUCGGAUCUUCAUCAUCAUCAUCAUCAUCUACGUCUCCUUCGGCUGCUUUCCCUUCUUCUUCCUCAACUUCAAACUCAAUCGGAUCAUCCUCCUCCUCUGCUUCAACCUCUCGUUUCCACAGCGUCCAGAAUCAGUCACCGGAAGAGCUCGUGGAGGCAGCGAGAUCCGCAGCUGCUUCAGCCGUUAAAGCCGCAAAGGCGGCUAGAGCGAUAGCAAACGAGAAGGCGUUGUCUUCCUCAAAGGCGAUUGCUGCCGCCAAGAGGGCAUUGGAGCUGGUUGAUUCUUUCCCUAAACAAGCAAUGGCUGAUUGCAAUGAGAAGAAACAUGUCUCCGUAGUAGACAACUUGUCUUCAAAGGAUUUAGCGUGUAGGUUGCAGCGAGCUAUCGAGAAAAGGUACCCUAAAGUCUUGGCAACUCGCGAGGAGAACGGUCAAAUAAACAAGAAGCAGAAGACCGUAGCUGAUGGUGGGAGCAGUGUGACCGGUUAUGUGAAUGGUAUCGCUGGGGUUGUGGAUUCAGACAGCUCCUAUGACGGGUUAGAAUCAAACAGAAAGGCGUUCAAACCGGAUGAAGUGGAUUGGAUACGGACACCAGGGAAGGAGCAAAGAAGAGGGAGAGUGAAGCUAAAGAAGUUUCCUUUGAGCAUUUGCGAUUCUACCGAUCAAGAAAACGGUAUCUCCUCAUGCGUGUCUCCACCAGUCCAGGACCUAAAGGCUCCAGAAUGUGCGAACCAAAACAAAGCCAUACGGUCAUAGUGAGUUUUGUAUGCCAGAAGAAAAGACUUUUUGAUUCAAGUUUUGGUCAGCGUUUGCCAUUUUCAGUAGAAGAAGAAUCACAUUUGUUGUUUAUUCAUAUAUAUGAAUUGUAUUGCAAUUACGUUGUGUUGUAGAAUAAGGUUUGGUGGUAUUUGGAUUCAUAGACAGAGGACGAAUGUAAUGAAGUGUACUACUUUUUGUUGUUGUUGAAUAUUAUUCUUUCCUUUCAAAUUAAAUGUCAUUAAAUUUUUUUGACA